Messenger RNA from Ctenopharyngodon idella (grass carp), 2922 nucleotides. It is a transcript of the gene tgfb1b, whose product is annotated as transforming growth factor, beta 1b. Gene Ontology annotation, biological process: transforming growth factor beta receptor signaling pathway; SMAD protein signal transduction; BMP signaling pathway. The transcript is spliced from 8 exons. Gene Ontology annotation, cellular component: extracellular region. NCBI's taxonomy places the organism in Eukaryota, Metazoa, Chordata, Actinopteri, Cypriniformes, Xenocyprididae. Gene Ontology annotation, molecular function: growth factor activity; type II transforming growth factor beta receptor binding; cytokine activity. The coding region runs from base 677 to 1810 and encodes 377 amino acids. The record is from RefSeq and is a predicted model, not a curated record.
AUGUAGGAUAAGAAGGUUGUUAAGGAUUCUUUCAUGAAUUCUUGUUUAAUUAGGGAAAGAAUUCAUAACAUCUUGUUUCAUUCUAAAUGUUUAAUUAUUUAUUGAGUGGAUAGCAAAAACCAGCUGACUCUAGGCAUAUGAACGCCAUCAUGAGUUGAACUAAAACCUUUGCCUCACAUAUUGUCCACAGUGCGGGUUAAAUCUUCAGGGGGAAACUACUGUGCUGCAAAGGAAGUGUUGUGUCAUUUGGUUAAACUGUGUUGCUUCCUUUUCCUCUUUUGUCAUUCCUUAAGUUGAGAGCAAACUGUUCAGAACAAGAAGAUGGCACACGAAAAUAACUGAUAUUACUUUGAACUUCGAAUACGUGUAUUUGUUUUUUACUAUUGAGCUGGACGCAAUAAACCGUUGAGGUUAUUGAGGGAAACUAUGUACUGCAAAUGAAGCAUGGUGGCUUGUGAGGACAUCUAUUGUGUACGUUCGAUGGACCUCUGACUUCAUUGUGAUGUUUGCUUUCUGAUUUAGGCCGUUGGGUUUGAAGUGAAGAAGACAACACCAGCUUAUGCUGUAGCAAUGCUAAAGUGACGCCAGCAUUGUAUCUAGAAGUGCUCGAGACCCUUUAACCAUCCUGUAACCUGCCACACUCAAAGACUGAAGAUAAAUUCCAGCAACGCUGACCAUGAGGGCAGAGAGUCUAUUUCUGGUAUUGCAAUGCCUGUUGGGAUUUGUGCUCUAUAGUGAAGCAUUGUCAACAUGCAAUCCUUUAGACCUGGAACUGAUAAAGAGAAAACGCAUUGAAGCCAUUCGAGGACAGAUCCUCAGCAAGCUACGACUGCCUAAGGAACCAGAAGUAGAUGAUGAAAAGGAGCUUAUAAACAUCCCAGCAGAACUGAUCUCAUUGUACAACACCACUGUAGAACUAAACCAGGAGCAGUUAGCGGAUCCUGUACACCAGCAUGUAGAAGAUCCUACCGAGGAGGAUUACUAUGCUAAAGAGGUUCACAAGUUCACAAUGAAACGAAUGACGGAUAACCCAGGCAUGCACAUAUGGUUCAACAUCACAGACAUAAAGGACAAAUUGGGUUCAAACCCCAUGCUCUCCCAGGCGGAGCUCCGUAUGCGCAUCAAGGAUCCCCACAUAACCUCAGAGCAGAGAUUGGAGCUGUACCGGGACACUGGGGACAAGGCGCGCUACCUGAAUUCACGCUUCAUUUCCAAUCAAAUGACUGGCAAGUGGAUUUCAUUUGAUGUGACGUUAACCCUAAAAGACUGGCUGCUGCAGACGGAGGCGGAACAAGGAUUUCAGGUGAAAGUGGCCUGUGGAUGUAAUAAAGAUGAUUUCCAAUUCAAAAUAGCAGGUUUAGCUGUAUCAUCAAGAGGCGAUAAAGCCAUCUUAGAAGAACAAGAGCCAAAACCCCACCUUUUGGUAAUGUCACUUCCUGUUGACGGCCACAGCCCAUCAAAAUCUCGCAUAAAACGACAAACUGACGGAGUUUGUACCGAAAAGUCUGAGGGGUGUUGUGUGAGGAGCCUGUACAUUGAUUUCCGCAAAGACCUGGGCUGGAAGUGGAUACAUGAACCUUCUGGUUACAAUGCCAACUAUUGCACUGGCUCUUGCUCUUACGUCUGGACUUCAGAAAAUAAGUACUCACAGGUUCUUGCACUGUAUAGGCAUCAUAAUCCUGGUGCAUCUGCUCAACCCUGCUGCGUACCUCAGGAUCUAGAGCCACUGACCAUCAUUUACUAUGUGGGGCGAAGACAUAAGGUAGAACAGCUGUCAAAUAUGAUUGUGAAGACCUGCAAGUGUUGCUGAAAGUGGAAUUUCCGUUUGGUCGUGAUUAGCACAGUCAAGAGAGGAACAUCUUGAGGCCCAGUAUUUUCUGAGGGGAACUAUUUAAUUCCUUUUUUUUUGUCAACUUGUACUUUUUGUUUUACUUGACUCCACUGUAUCACAUUUAGAUAUUGUAGUAUUGCUUGUUUUGAACUGUACAUUUAUGUUGUGAAUAAUACUCUACAUAUGCUGUGCAUGUUGUCAUAGAAGUGGACAUAUUCAUUGUUUGAUAUAAAGGUGCCCAAAGUGUUUAAUAUUAUUAAUAUUAUUUAGCAGAUAAAUCAUAUUGUGACUGAACUUUUUCACCACAGUUCAGGUGUAGUUUUUUUUUUUUUUUUUUUUUUUUAAGUAUUAUUUUGUUUUAUUUUAACAUUAUCUUACUUUUUUUUUUCUUUUUUUUUUUCUUCAGAAAAUCUGAAUAAAGUUUUGCAAAUGAAAACUGUUGGACAUGUUUACAGAACAGACUAAAUAGGAAAAUAGACUAAAUAGGUUUUUAAAUAUGUGCUUGUGAAUUCUUUUUAAAAUUAUUUUAAAACUUAUUUUUGUUUUGUAAUUAAUCCUUCUUAAAACCCAGAAUCCACUGCUUUAUGCACAAUAUAUCAGCUGUUGGUGUCAUUUUAUUUCUGUAUAAUUGUGAUCAAUGUUUUUAAUAUGCUGAGCUGUUUUUCCCAGUCUCCACAUUUGUUACAGGUGUUCAGGAAAGACAGUUUCCUGCCAGCUAUUUUGUUGUGGCUUCAGAGUUGUGGCAAGGCUUUUGAUGUUUAAUUUUAUAAAGGAAGUGAAUUAAAAGUGGCAUGUUUGUAUGCUGAAUGUACGCUGGUAUGUUUGCACACUGCAUUUUAUUUAAUGAUCUUACUGAGAAUAGAAUAGAAUAACAGUCAGUUAGUUACAAUAAAUUAUCUUGAUGUACUUGUUUGUUAGGUGAGAAAAUGAUAUACAGCAGUGGCCAAAAGGCAUAUGUGAAGGGAAUUUUUGUUUUUAAUGACCCUACAAGUUUGAUUAAACCAUCAAAAUAUGAGAAAAAUGUUAGUUCUCUCUUGUUUUUGCAUGUUUCAUUGCAUCAUCACAAAUAAAACAAUUGACUUCAAGCACAA